Molecule: messenger RNA, 1287 nt
Organism: Botrytis fragariae
Lineage: Eukaryota; Fungi; Ascomycota; Leotiomycetes; Helotiales; Sclerotiniaceae
Product: putative integral membrane protein
Exons: 5
Coding region: 1-1287 (428 amino acids)
Source: RefSeq, a predicted model, not a curated record
AUGUCUUUCACAACACCAAUUUAUCCAGGUAUCAACCUCGAAGCCAACGAGGGACCUCUAUUGAAAGCGGUAUCAAUUGCUUUCAUCGCCUUGACUGUGUGUGCUAUUGCCAUUCGCUUUUUCUCCCGCUGGUACACUAAAAUUCCUUUGGGCUUAGAUGAAUUGUUUAUUCUCAUUGCAGCAAUCCUCUCAAUUGCCUAUACAGCAGUCAUAAUUGUUGAAGUCAACAAUAACUUCUACGGACAACACGUUCACAAAUCUGAUCCGGAACAUCUUGAAGCUUAUCUGAAAGGUCUAUAUGCUUUGGCUCUUCUCUACCCCAUAGCUCUUAGCACGAGCAAAUUGUCUCUAUUGGCGCUUUACUGGAGAGUAUUCGCUGCUACUGGCGGGAAGGUCCCAAUUCUUUUCGCCGGUGCAAUCAAUGGGGCGUGGGGUGUUGCUGCUCUUUUUGUGGGAAUAUUCUCAUGCCGUCCGAUAGAAGCUUUCUGGAACACUGCCAUUGCCGCAAAAUGCAUCGAUUAUCCCGUCUUCUUUACUUCCAAUGAAGCAUUUACGAUUGCAUUUGAUAUUGUGGUUCUGUCCAUCCCAGUUUGGUUCAUUGCGCAAAUCAAGAGAAGUAUAGGGGAGCGGAUUACUAUUAGCAGCACUUUUUUGCUAGGGCUUGUGGUAACGGUAGUUUCGGCAAUUCGACUAUGGCGGCUGGUUGUUGCACAAAGAUUGCCGGGCUUUGAUCCUACUUUCAACGAAGUAGACGCCGGCCUAUGGGCAAUAAUCGAACUCAAUCUCUGGAUUCUCGUCGCCUCGAUCCCAACUUUUCGCCCCUUACUCGGCCAAAUAUGGCGCGAUUACUCUGAGAAAACAAAUCGAAGCGGCAGUGAAGAAUCCCCAGAAUACCCUCUCAGCAGAACAAGAACUACAGGUAAUUUGUUUCCCAGGCAACAGCGAGACAUGGAUCUAGACACCGAGCCCGUAUUUGGAUUCGACGACGGGAAGAGAAACUCAGGAAAUCCAUCGGAGAUGGGGCGACAUGGAAGAAAUGGUAGUUCGGGAACGGGGCUUAGUGGGGAUAGUGGAUUUGGAGAGAGCCUGGGCGUCAGGGUCGUAGAUGCGGAUUUGGAAUCGCAGAUAGAGACGGAGAUUGAGGGGUGGAGAAAUGCUUAUGGUUAUGCAUCUCAGAAGGGUGGCGGUGAGGUGGGAAGUAAACAGAGGUGGAGUAAUGGGAUGAAGGAUUUGGCCGGGAUAAAGGUGCAGAAGGAAAGAGAUGUUAGGAGGAAUGCGGGGGAUUGA